Messenger RNA from Papilio xuthus (Asian swallowtail), 554 nucleotides. Its product is annotated as protein inturned-like. The annotation marks the transcript as partial. Gene Ontology annotation, biological process: nervous system development; vesicle-mediated transport; establishment of planar polarity. Lineage: Eukaryota; Metazoa; Arthropoda; Insecta; Lepidoptera; Papilionidae. Gene Ontology annotation, cellular component: cytoplasm; cilium. The record is from RefSeq and is a predicted model, not a curated record. The transcript is spliced from 4 exons.
AACUUGUUAUGUGGAAGGAAGUUUUUAUCAAAGAACAUAGAAGUCAGAAUAAAAACGACGGAAAUGAGAAUAGGAUACCAGAUGGGCGUUGGUUUCUUUUGAUCGUAGGUAAGGGUCAUUUUAUAUUAGCCACCCUUAUGGAAGCAGGUGGAUGUACGGAAGAUGCGAUAGGUGUAACAUCCCCAUCUCCAUUUUACGUGGAGGAAUGUGAAAGCUGUUUGGAACUGCUUUACGAAGUGGGACUGCAUAAAUAUUUGGCUACCUGGUUCUCAUCAAACACAUUACCUCAGGUUGAAACAACUCCUGAAUACUUGACAAAGUAUGGCAGGAAAAUGAGGGAUUCUCUAAAAUCGGACAACUUUAGGAGCACUACGCUGAAAUUAUCUAAAUCUCAGCCGGAUUUAAAGCGACGACAUAACUCGUCUGAUCAAAUUAACUCAGGAAUUAGUUCAAGUGAUAAUCCUAUCAACAACUAUCAUAGUAUGAGUCAUUAUAGCCUUUACAAUCAAUGGUAUAACGGCUCACAGAAGAAUUACAGACAUUCAAGUAAUUUA